Molecule: messenger RNA, 734 nt
Organism: Prorocentrum cordatum
Lineage: Eukaryota; Dinophyceae; Prorocentrales; Prorocentraceae
Source: the annotation of a GenBank genome assembly
GCCCUGGGGCCGGCGUGCCAGCGCCCUCGCCCUGGGACGCCUGCGAGCAGCGCCUGCGGGCCGUGCGCGACGACCCGCGCAGCGCGCGACUGAGGCGGAACGCGUCUGGGAAGGACACGCGCCCGCUGCGCAAGCGCCUCGGCGGCCUCAGCACCGAGGCCGACGACCAGGACCCAGCCACGACGCUGGUCCGGCCCAGCAUGCGUGUGAGGACGUGUCCUCCGUCGGCGCGGUGCGCCGGUAGGCUGAGCACCGACGACGUGCUGAUCGUGCCCGAUUUCCUGUGCGCCGAGGGCGACCUCUCCCUCUACUAUCGAAGGGAGGAAAAUGAGGUCCGCGAGGCACAGUCCAGCGGCAGCAAGGACUCCAGGUGGCGCGCGUGGAAGGAUGGCUGUCACCUCGUCUCCAAGACGGACCCCGAGACUGUGCCGUCGUACCAAGACGUACUGCACCGAAUCGCCACGUAUUUUGACAUGGACAGGAGCUCGAUGUACGCGAGGUUCAACUGGUACGUGGACGGCGCGGACUGGAAACCGCUCCACCACGACACCGCCCAGUUCAGCAAGCGCAGAGCUGGCAAGCAGAAUAUCACGGUGGGCGUCUCGCUCGGGUGUGAGCGAGAGCUCGUCUUCCGCCACGUCGAGAGUGGGCUGCGCUGCUAUUUUCCCCAGUUUAUGCCAUACCGUUCUUUGCCCGCUAAUCAUCGUCUGGGGCUGGGCUGCGUGCGCGGAUGA